This is a messenger RNA of Scutellospora calospora, 1200 nucleotides long. Lineage: Eukaryota; Fungi; Glomeromycota; Glomeromycetes; Diversisporales; Gigasporaceae. The record is from the annotation of a GenBank genome assembly.
AUGAGAAACUCUAAACAACGACGGAAACAUCUAAAAUCAUUUUCCAAAGCAAUUUCAGUCGAUAAUUCGAAAUUUAGCUCGACACAGGGUAACCAACAUGUUUCAAUGCCUCAGGUUUCUACACUACUUAAUAAGCUACGCCAUGAAGCACAACCAAAAAACAGAGAUCAAAGAUCAAUUGAACUGUUGCCAACUCCAGCGUACAAAUAUUUAAUGAGAGACUAUUUAAACCAAGUUGAAGGUGAACAAAAGGAAUGUAUUGAAAACGAUCUGAGAAUGCGUAUAUCAGGUCCGUUACCACCCAAAAGUUGGCGAGGUGUGUGGUACUUAGAAACUAAUAUGAACGAAUCUGAUAAUUUACAAUCGCAAAUUGAAGUGCGAAAAGCAAGAAAAAAAGCUUGGGAUGGUGAGAGAAAUAUUUCUCUACCAUUCUUUAAUCUUGAACUCUCGUCUUCCAGUUUUGAUCUGCCAUCACUCUCUACUAUUUGCAUAAAUACAAUAACCUUGAAUAUCAAAACUUAUAUUUCAUGUCCAUACUUUUCAAAUUUACCUACACAUCUAAAGCAAAAUAUUCUUUCCUCUUUAAGCAUACAUAAUCCUCUUACUGAUGAUUUGCUUAAAUUGUUUAUAGAUUCGGAAUAUGAUGAAUUAGAUAUAUCUAAUAGUAGUAUCUCAUUAGAAUGUCUGAAAAGGUCUUUUUGGAGGAUAGUUAAUGAUAGAGAUAUCGAGAAUGAUAUUGUAGAAGAUUGGGAGGAUUUUAUUGAUCGUUCUGAAAGUGAUGAUACCGAUCUUAUAUCAUUUCGAUAUUUUAAAUCUCCUGAUUCUUCCUUGAUUGGAAAAAUGCCUAUGAAAGAUUCUAAAACAUUGUCUACAAGAUACAUUUCUAAAGUUCCUGAACUUCGUAGAUUGAAUGUUAGCUUUACUCGCAACAUUCCUAUCAUUCCAUUAUCCAAAUUAAUUACUUCAACUAUACCACUACUUAGCCAUUUAUCCAUUGCUGGAUGUUCUAAUUACGAAGAUGGUCCUCAAGCAUUAAGAAUUUUAAGUACGGGCUUGAUAAACCUUGUUUUCUUAGAGAUAUCCCAUAAUGAUUGGGUAACUGAUAAUGUAAUUUUACAAUACAUCAAUUGGGACAGGGAUCUCAAAUGUUUAAAAAUACUGGUCGCUAUAUGCUGUUUUGCUUGGAAGGAUGUUGAUAUG